Messenger RNA from Uloborus diversus, 2120 nucleotides. Its product is annotated as complexin-like. The transcript has 5 exons. Gene Ontology annotation, biological process: regulation of neurotransmitter secretion; neurotransmitter transport; synaptic vesicle exocytosis. Bases 290 to 709 code for a protein of 139 amino acids. Lineage: Eukaryota; Metazoa; Arthropoda; Arachnida; Araneae; Uloboridae. Gene Ontology annotation, molecular function: syntaxin binding. The record is from RefSeq and is a predicted model, not a curated record. Gene Ontology annotation, cellular component: SNARE complex; terminal bouton.
AGGUAAUUCAUUAGCUGCCUGUAAUUGACAGCUUGCAGCUUGACUUUUUCAUCAUUUCACGCAAAAGUUCAAAUAUUUAUAAAUAUUCAGCAUUAGAUAAUAGUAAAAAUAACCUUUUAAGCAGUAUUUUGGUAAAUACUAAACGACAGAGAGUGUAUAGACGAAAAUAUUUUUAAAAAGAAACUCUUCGUGCAUUGGAACUGCGUAUUAUUGGAUCAUGUUCGUGAAGCAUACUAAUGGCGUCAAAGGAGAAGAAAGAGAACAUUUUGAAAGAUGAUCAAUAGGCAGGAUGGCGGCCUUCGUCGCCAAACAAAUGAUGGGCAGCAAGCUCAACGCAGUAAAAGGCCAAAUGGGUGGUGGUGAAGCUGAAGCACCUGAGGACAGGGAGGCGGCCGCGGAAGAAGAGCAAGAGCGGCUGGAAGCACUUCGAGAAGCGGAAGAGCGCCGGAAAGAGAAACACCGGAAAAUGGAAGAAGAGAGGGAGAAAAUGCGCCAAAAUAUACGAGAAAAAUACGGUAUUAAGAAAAAAGAAGAAGUGGAAGAAGAAGAGGAGCCAGUUCCCGAGAGUAGCAGUUUGAACCGGAAAAAGAAAACACCAGCAGAAAUAGAAGCCGAAGAUUUGGAUGACUUUACGCGCUGGAAAAAUACAAUUGAAGCUCAGCUAGGUGAACUUAGACAAACAUUGGAGAGUAAGUGUAUGAUUCAGUGAAAGGCAGCAACGAAAUCAAGUGCCCAUUUUCUUUUCUCAUACACACUCGUCUAGUCACAAUGUUAACGGUGUUUUUGGACGAGGAAAUAUUUUUUUACCCACUGGCUUCACACGUUCUUCAGUUUAAGAAUGCGGAGGAAUCAAAUAAGCAUUGCCUUACAUUUAAUACAUCAGUGAACUUUCCAGAAUUGGAAGAUUUGAAAAUUCACCUUGUGAUACAUCACUGGUUUAGUUCUAGAAGCGUUCAUUCAUGUAACUAAAUCGUAAAUAGCAGAUACAUUUUAGUCGAGCGGUUCAUGAAGAUUUGAAGCUACCAAAAUUUAUAUUUGAAAAUAUAUCCGUUUAAUACCAUUUUUAUAUGAAAAAAGAACCGAGAGCUAAAAGCAUUCGCUGAUAUUUUCAAAAUAAGUAAUUUAAGAAUGCAUUGUGGGUGCGACAAUCUUGUAAAUCGUUUUUUAAAAAAGCUGCCAAAACACGAUAUCAUUGCAAAGAAAGCUGAAGCCACCAAAAUGCUGAUUUUAAAUUUGAAUCAAAGUUUUUUGCUAAAAUAAACAAAUAGAAAUUAAUGUAUGUAGUUGAUAACAAGAAAUUUGCAAUUUUAUUUUUGUUUGAGAUGUACGUUCGAUGAAGAGCUGUGGGCAAGUAAAAUGCAGCACAUUUGUAGAACUUGAUGUAUAUGCACUUCAACGAAAACAUUAUGGUUUUUAUAAAGCAGUGGAGAGAAAAAGAUGUUGAAAACUGUUAAUUUGUUUUAAAAAAAAAUCUGUGGUUCUUUUUGAGCUGUUACAAGUUUUUAUAUUAUGAUUCUGUAAAGUUCAACAUAUCAGAGAGCAGAGCUUUCUUUCGUUUAAACAAAGACAUUUAAAAGUCUUAUGUUGGUUUCCCACCAGUCGCGACAGUGACGAGAUCUUCUUCACUGCCCUUUUGCGCACGCGCUCUGUUUUCAACAAUUCAUCUACAAGCAGAGAGCGCAGGCGCAAAGCCUGAGUGAUGGGAUUUUUGUUGUUGUUGCUUCUGUUCUGAAGCCAGCAUUCCAAUGCGUUUUGUGCACGGCUUCUGUUCAUAAAUGUUGUUGGUGGCACAAUUUGAAUGAGAUAAAUGUAAUAAAUAUUAGUUACAUUGCCAUAGUUUUCAAUAGCACAUCAGUGGUGUACAUAAAUUUUCUAUUUAACAAUUUUUAGACUCCAUGUUAAACAACACUGACAUCCCGAUAUCAAUCCUUGCAGCAAUUAUAAUUGUGAUACAAAAAAAACUACGAAAAAACAUUCCCGGUUGUUUAAAAGCAUUGUUCUCUGAUAUACAUCAAAAUACUCACUCAGGAAGGUUAAACCUGCUCAUGGAAAAAUUUAACUCCACCUUUCACAGAUUUUGCAUAGUUUUGUUUUUCAUAUCUAUGUGUAUGAAAUAAAGA